AUAGAGGCAAUAUGUACAGAUCCGCGAGCUGGAACCGUGUGACCGAGGAUUACUCGGUGCCUUGGUCCGCACCAAAGGGAUUAUGGAAGGGCCUAGACGAAGACGAAUCGGCUCCAUACAAUCCCAUCGGGCAAGAGGCGACCAAGAAAGAGAAGUCACGUACCAAGUUUGCUGAAAACGCUGUUCACAUAAUCCCUUUUGUCCUUCUUGCUUGUGCUCUCGUCCUUUGGUUCUUCUCUAAUACAGAUGUGGAUGUUGGGGUAAAAGGAGAAUCGAUUGCGGCUAAGAUCAAAGGGUUAACGAUCGAAGGAGACAUUGAUAAUGACAGCGACGGAACUCAGACAGGGUUCUUAGGCGGCGCCACAGAUGUCGGUGGUUCUUAUAAGACUAGACUAAAACGCGGCGUCAAUAUGCGUCAUCGGAGGAUACAAGCUUCAAGGAAACUGGUGAAAGAUUUUUAUUAG
Messenger RNA from Camelina sativa (false flax), 464 nucleotides. The record is from RefSeq and is a predicted model, not a curated record. Lineage: Eukaryota; Viridiplantae; Streptophyta; Magnoliopsida; Brassicales; Brassicaceae.